Molecule: messenger RNA, 987 nt
Organism: Aspergillus wentii DTO 134E9
Lineage: Eukaryota; Fungi; Ascomycota; Eurotiomycetes; Eurotiales; Aspergillaceae
Product: HpcH/HpaI aldolase family protein
Exons: 3
Coding region: 16-825 (269 amino acids)
Cellular component (GO): cytoplasm
Molecular function (GO): aldehyde-lyase activity
Source: RefSeq, a predicted model, not a curated record
CAUCAAUGAACUACAAUGGAGCAAGCGAACCACGUUAAGAAAGUCCUCAACCAGAACAAGCUCGCCCUGGGCGUGUGGCAAUUACUCCCGGGCAGCAAUCUAGCUCGGACUUUGGCUCGAUCUGGAUAUGAUUGGGUGUUGGUUGAUUGUGAACAUGGAAAUAUCGAUGAUGCCGCCAUGCAUGAAUCCGUCGCUGCAAUCUCCUCAUACGGCGUCAGUCCGAUUGUCCGGAUUCCCGAUUUUCAAUCCUGGAUGGUUAAACGAGCGCUCGACUCCGGCGCCCACGGCGUCCUAGCCCCCCUCAUUCAUACAGUCAACGACGCAAAAUCCUUCAUCGAAGCAUCCAAAUUCCCACCACACGGCAAACGUGGCUUCGGAUCUCCCUUCUCCAUGGACAGAUUCAGCAUCGGGCUCACCGCAACCGAGUACCUAGACCAGGCCAACGAUAAUAUCCUCUUAGCCGUCCAGAUAGAAACAGCCCAAGCACUAGCUUCCGUUGACGAAAUCGCCGCCAUCGACGGACUGGAUUUACUCUUCGUCGGACCCUUCGAUUUAGGUAACGGUAUUGGGUAUCCGGUUCGGGAGAAGGGUAUCGAGCCACCACUCGAGGAAGCUAUUCGGCGGAUUAUGAAUGCUGCGCAUGCGGCUAGAAAGAAGGCAGGCAUUUACUGUGGUAAUGGACAGCAGGCGAAAUACUAUGCCGACAUGGGCUUUGAUUUGGUGAAUGUUGCUACGGAUGUCGGGGCUUUGUCGGCGCAUUUGGGCGGGGAGUUGGCGAUUGUUAGACAGAGUGAGGCGAACAAGGUGGGUGGGCCGUAUGGUUGAUUGUAUAUUUUAUUUAUAGUUGCAGUAUACUUGUGCCAAUAAUUUUGAAUAUACUUGUUCAUUAUGCUGGGUGCUUUGUCGCAGUGUUGAUUUGGUUGUGUUGGGUUGUACAGGGUGUGGCUAGCUGGCCGACAGGUGGCAAGGCAACCAUGCAUAUGUAGA